Marchantia polymorpha subsp. ruderalis is the source of this 1023-nucleotide messenger RNA. NCBI's taxonomy places the organism in Eukaryota, Viridiplantae, Streptophyta, Marchantiopsida, Marchantiales, Marchantiaceae. The record is from the annotation of a GenBank genome assembly.
CAUUACAGCACAGCACAGCGCCUCGUCCUCGCCCCUCUGCCUCUUGUUCUAGAUCUCUCCUACUUCCCCUGCUCCCCUACACUUUGAUUUCCUUCUCUGGCCUCCGGAUUCGGAGCCCGGAACUCACCAACGAAGGCUGCCCUCUUCUGGCGGCAGCUCUUGGUGUAAGAUAGGCACCAAAUUGUCCAAGAUUGCGAGGGACUGACCAAUCAGAGUUCUUGUCUGCACGUAUAAGCUCUAUAGAAAGAUGGCGGUUUCACUGCGCUACUCGAUUAGUCUUGGGCCAAUACCAAUCAAGAAUGCAGCAGCCCCUGGAGGAGGAGCAAGUUACCCGCCUCUCCAGCAUCCAGAGCAGACGAGAGCAGCCAGAGCAGUGUGCCAGAAACCGAGGGUCUGUCGGACGUAUGCGUCUUCAGCUCAUGCUUGCCCGGAGCGGUUGUCCCCACCGCAGCUCCACCGGGUAGAUCGCUUUGGAAGCAUGAGGGCUGCGGUGCUCUGCGGGAGGAGCACAAGGGCAGGAAGAGAGCUUCCUCUCGAGACAGGAUUACAAAUGUGGCGGUGAGACCUUGCUCCAUCACUUCUUGGAGAUGAGUGAAUUCCGCGGCAGUUUUACUCUCUGCGGGGUGGAGGUGCUUUUUGCAUUUAGAUUAGUCUGGACUGUUGUACAGUGAGAUAGCAGUGGAUCGAAAUCUCUGCCUGCAAUUAAAGAAACAUUUCCAGUGCAAAUGGCAUGAAAAAGGUUUCCAAGAGAUCAGCGACAGCUCCAAACAUUCAGAAAAGCAGCAAAGUCUGGCAAAGAAGAACUGCCUGCAGAUCAUCAGCAGCAGGAGCUGCAGGACCGUACAGUUCAUAUCUUCUUGCCGCACACUACAUCAGCAUGGCAUAAGAAUCUCGAAGAGUACUCUGGACAUCCACGUCUCGUCCAUCCUCUCUGUCUUUGACGACGACCUGCUGGCUGCUGGAUUUAUACAAUUCCCCGAACAUACUCAUCUAGACCUAUCUCUAUUGAUUGCGCAAAACACC